AUGGAUUCGCAAAAAUCUCUAGUUAAGAAUCUUCUAAUGAAGGUUAAACAAGAUCUCUUAGCGUCAUCAGAAUUUGAUGUUUAUUCUUUUGUGCCUCCUUCUCCUUAUGACACUGCUUGGCUCUCAAUGGUUCCCAACCCUCAACAAUCAGAUCAACCAUUGUUUCAGGGGUGCUUGGAUUGGGUGCUCCAACACCAAAACAGAGGAGGUUUCUGCGGUGACAAUAUUGCUCAUCCCACCAUAGAGUGCCUCACUUCAACUCUUGCUUGCAUUGUUGCACUUACUACAUGGAAUGUCGGCCACGAUGCCAUUCAGAAAGGGUUGGCAUUCAUCCAUGGAAACACAGAGAAGCUCUUGGAAGAGCAGAAUGGUUCUUUUCCUGAUUGGUUUGCAAUAGUUUUCCCAGCAAUGAUUGAACUUGCAGAAACCAAAGGCUUACAUGUUUACUUUUCUAAUGGGCUGGUAGAACAAGUCUUCCUAAAGAGACAAGAAAUAUUACAAACGCGCAGCUGGGUGUCUGGUUGUGGUCAGCAACAGAAUUAUCCAGCACUCAUGUUAAAAUAUCUUGAAGACGGGUUAAUCCAAUCCCCAUCAGCCACUGCACAUGCUUUCAUGAAGACAGGAAACAAGGAGUUUUUGGUCAAAUUGAAUUCUAUUGUCCAAACAUGUGGUUAUGGAGUUCCUGCGGUCUACCCCUUGGAUGAAGACCUUGUAAAGAUUCUUCUAAUUAACCAGAUUGAGACGCUGGGGUUGGCAGAGCAUUUCAUGGAGGAGAUUACAAGUUUUAUGGCCCAAGUUUACAGAAGUUACAUCAGCUGCGAAGAACCGAAGCGUAUGGCAAAGAUUGCGAUGCCAAUACAACUGUAUAAACAUUCCCUCGCAUUUCGACUUCUAAGACUUCAUGGUUAUAGAGUUUCUCCACGUAAGGAUCAAUGA
Messenger RNA from Prunus armeniaca (apricot), 936 nucleotides. Lineage: Eukaryota; Viridiplantae; Streptophyta; Magnoliopsida; Rosales; Rosaceae. The record is from the annotation of a GenBank genome assembly.